CUGGGAUCGGUGUUGUACAAGUAGUUUUCCUUUAUGAUAUUUCAGUACGCUUUUUGAUCUCUGGAUCAAAUAUUUGUGAGCGCAAUGGGCACACUUACAAACUUUCUCCUCUUCAGCUUUGUCGUGGGUUCUGCUCAGAGUAAGGUGAUUUUAGAGCCGGACAAUCCAUACGUGAGGGUGGAGGUUCAUCACCGAGUUGUGCUAAAGUGCUGUUUUACUUCAACGGCUGAAUUGGGACACACUUGGAUCAAACGCACUGCCAAAGCUGUCAAAAAUGUGACUGAUUCAGACCAUGUGACUAUCGACAAGAGACUCGGUCCCAGUAAAUGUGGCUCCAUAACCUUUGAGCGAGUCCAGCUGAAAGACUCUGGGCUGUACCAGUGUGUUCUGGGGAAGGGUGAUAUCUUAUCCCAUGGCACCUACCUGCAGGUCUUCAAGUACCUGGAGAAGACAAUAAACAUAGAAGAGAGCACCAAAAACAAGAUCCUGAUGGCUGAGGGAGUCUUACUGCUCCUCUGUGUGCUUGUGCCGUCUUGCACCCUUCUCUUCAAGUCAAAGAGACUGAACCAACUGGAGAAGAAGAAAGUGAAGAAGGAAGAGGAAAACAUAUACCAGGGGCUGAAUCUGGACGAGUGUUGGUCCACAUAUGAUCAGAUCGAGCGGUCCCAGGCACAUGGCCCGUACCAGGAUGUGGGCAACGUUAAGGAGGAAGAGGAGCAAAUCCAGCUGGAGAAACCCUGAAGAAAAUUGGAGAGAAUGAGAAAGGGGAAGGAGAAAGAGAGAGUGUUUUGAGUGUAUUUUGAGAGCUGACGUCUAUCUGUGUGAUAUCUGAAUAGCAGGUUCAUUCUUCACUGCGCAGUUUUGUACAUAGCCUGCAGGUACAGUUUCAGCAUCUGAUAACAUAUUGAUCAAACAGCUUGUUUAAUUUCAGACUGAGCGUUGUUUUUUGACCUUGGAAACAGCAGUUGACGGAGCAAUCUCAACACUGGGUCCCCGCAGUCAGGGCCAUAGCCAGGAUUAUAGAAAUAUUAAGAGACAUUCAGCCUUAUUUUAAGUGUGUUGUCUACUCAAAAUUGUACCAUUUUAAAGAGUCUAUAGAAAAUAAUCAUGUCUGUCUUUUUAUGAGUAUAACCUAAAAUGAUUAAUUAGAAACUACCCUUCAUGAUCCCAAAUUCCUCAACAGAGCAAAACAAAACAGAGAAACGAUAGAGGACAUGUCUCCUGUGUCCUCAAACAGUAGCUGUAGCCCUGCACUCACUACCAGUUCUGAGCUUGCUAAGGUAACACAUGAUCUUCCUGUGCAAAUAGAGUCGCCCCUAGUCAUGGCAUUAGACUCAAAUUCAAGCCAACACGGAUGAGAAGUCCUUGAAGUCAAAGGCAUAGGUUGUAUUUCAACAUUGGAAGGGACGCAACUGAAAUAGGGGCUUAAGGUGCUCAACCAGAAAAUAUUGGGCAUCAAACACUUAAACCCCUUUUACACUAAAAGUCGCCUAUUUAAAUAUUUGAAAACCCACAAAAAUAGGCGAUACACUCUGAUACACUCUACACUCAGCUCUGCAGCAGACGAGUGUGUAUCAUGUUCAACAUCACAGACAGGCCGGAAAUGGUUGGUACACAAUAGAAAGCAGCAUGGAAGCCAGUGAAAAUGUUACAGUGGUUACUUAUUUUUAUGUCUUACUUAGUUAGUCUCUAUCUCAAACUCGGUGCAGACUAAUUUGGACAGAUGUUGGAGCACUGCUAGGGUGGAAACGGACAGUGUCAUGUGUGGCAGGUCAUUGUAUCACUCUGGUAAGCCAGGGCUGAUAAAUACCUGUGAGUACUGCAGAGUCAUUUGACGCGGGUGUGAAUCCCAGUUGUAACCUUUCCUCCUUUCCCAUUACAUACAAAAGCCAGAUGUUAGCAGGUGUUUUGUGCAGUGGGAAAUGAGCUUUAAUUUCCUGCAUUCUGGUGAAUUUAAUGCCCCAGUUGGUGCCAUUUCUUAAUUUUGUCCACUAAAAGUCUUCAGCUUCUUUUAUGUUUUUAUUAAGGGGGAGUAAGUGCACAUGUUCAAAUAUCACCUAUGCUUAAAAAAAGUCAGCACCUAAGUUUCAUAACAACCAAGCAGCUCUAUCUGCUGAGGAAGAUUGUGUGAAAGCUCCAGAACAGCUUCUGAGUUGGGCUGGUGGUGAGAUUGUUUUGCUGUCAGUUUAUUUAAUGUUUUUAACUAAAAAAUCUAUAAUUAAUUUCUUGCAUUUUACUUAAGAUUUAAUGUUGUUUGACAGUGUAUUUGCUUUCAGCUAUUUCUGUGGGUGCUUAAAGAGUAAAGUUGUGUGAAGAAAUAAAUAAAUCCAGCAACG
This is a messenger RNA of Epinephelus lanceolatus (giant grouper), 2336 nucleotides long. RefSeq names its product CD79a molecule, immunoglobulin-associated alpha (gene cd79a). NCBI's taxonomy places the organism in Eukaryota, Metazoa, Chordata, Actinopteri, Perciformes, Serranidae. The record is from RefSeq and is a predicted model, not a curated record. Gene Ontology annotation, cellular component: external side of plasma membrane; B cell receptor complex. Gene Ontology annotation, biological process: B cell differentiation; B cell receptor signaling pathway.